AUGUCAAUUUCAAUUUACAUUGCGUUGAUAUCGUGUUCAAUUACAUUCGUACUAUACAAGCUAUAUGAGAGUAAAUCAAAUGAAUUGACUACAACAAAGUCCGAACUAAAUAAUCAAUUGAAAAAUCUUAAAAAAUCAUCAGAAGAGCAACAAUCAACAUUAAAAAAACAAUUUGAAUUGUCAAAGAACGAAUUGACACAACAUCAAUCUGAUAAUCAAAAGCAAAAUAAAGAAUUACAAGAAAAAUUCGAUGAAUUAAAUGAGAAUCAUCAAAAAUUAAAAGAUAUUGAGUCAAUAAAUAAACAAAAAAUUUCAAAAUUGAAUAAGCAAAUCGAACAAAUCACUCCACAAAUUGAACGUUUCAAAAAAGAUGUCGUAAGAUUAGAGACCAAGGAGGUUGAACUUGCCAAAAAUUAUAAAUUUAAUUUAAAUACAGAAAUUGAAAGAUUAGUUGUCGAAAAAGAUUCAAUUAUUGCUGAUUUACAACAAUCAUUAGCAGAUGUUAAAAAAGAAUAUUCAAAACAAAAACAAUCAACUAAUGAAUCAGAGAAUAAAAAAGACAAAAUCAUAAUAGAGUUAAGACAAAUAAACGAUGAUCAAGUACAACAAUAUGACGAUUUGGAAAUAGAUCAUAAAAAACAAAUAACAAGAAACAAUAAGAAUACUAAAAAAUACGAUGACUUAAAAGAUUCGUAUGAUAAUAUGCAUACUGACUUAAUAAAAGUCACAAAUGAUUUAGAUGAUUCAAAACAAGUUAUAAUUGAUGUUGAGAAAAUUUGUGAAAAUUUAAGAAUAUCUGAAAAUACUUUAAAUAAUGAAUUGAAUGAUAUGAAAAAUAAACAUGUUGCAGCAAUAAGUAAAAUUGAGAAAUUGGAAAAACAUUUAAAUAUUAAAAAGUCAAGCAUUAAACAUUUGGAAUUAAAUUUACUGUUUCAAGAAGGCUUUUACAAUCUGAUAAGAGAACUAGUGGAAAGUUUGAAGGAAGAGGAUAAUGACUUUCCAGAAAUCGCUUCCAUUGAUGCACAUAAGAAUUACGAGCUAAUGUCAUCAGAUGAUGAUGAUAAUAUUGAAAAUGAUCGCAGGGCUAGUAUAGGUGACAAAGAUGGUGAAGCAAAUCAAAAACAGUCUGAUUCACUAACUAAAUCUAAACAUUCAUCUUCAUCAGACCCUCUUUAUAAUGCAAUUAAAGAAUACAUAGAUAUUUUGAAAUCAAAAUUGGCAGAUGACAAAUUGGAUGAAAGUAAGAAGCAAAAAGAAAUUGAAGGUCUCAAAAAGCAAGUGGAGGAACUAACUUCAAAUCUUCAAUCUCAAUCAACAAAUGAACUUUCGAAAAAUUUGCCCGACAAUGCACCAAAGACUAAAGGCGAGACAUCAAUUGAAGCUAACAAGGAAGGAGAAUCCAGUAAAGAAGAUGAAAAUCAAGUCAAGUCGUUGAACGAGACCAAUAACAACUCAUCAAGUACUACUCAAAAUGAAUCAAAACUUGAGUCAGUUAAUAGCAUACCGUCUCAGUCAAUAGAUGAUGUUCAGGAGAAAGAUGAAAGUUCCGCAAAUGAUUCUAAAUUAAACAAUCAGUCUCAAGAUGAUUCAGCAAAAGAUAUCGAAGAAAAUGCAUCUACACCUGUCUUUAAAAGUAUCAAAGAAGAUAAUCCUCAAGAAAAGGCAGAAGCAAAAGAGGUAACCGAGCCAGGAGAUGAACUGAAAGAGAGCUCAAAAGAGGAUACAAAAGAAAAGUCUGAAGACAACUUGGAUGAUGAUUAUACACCAGAGGAAAGAAGAUCUACAUUACCAAAAAUUGAUGAAAUUUUACAAAAUCAAAUUCAAAAAGAGGAAAACCAAUCUGCUGAUCCUAUAGAUGAUGAUGACAAAUCUGUUGAUAAAGAUGAAGAAAAAAAUGAAAAGGAGAAUGAGGAACCAUCCAAUACUGAAGAAUAUACUGAAGCUGAAGCAAAUUCAACAUUACCAGAUAUUGAUAGGAAAUUGAAGGAGGCAUCAGAAAAAGAACAAAAGGAAGAUCAAAAUGAUAAAUCAAGCGAUGGUGAUAUUAAGGAAGAAGCUGAGUCAAUUUCUCCCAGUGAAAAGCAGGAGCAAGGUUUAAAUAAAAAUUACGAUCUAAAAGAAGCUGAGAAAGACGGUGAUUUCGAUAAAGAAAAAGCAAGUCCAGAAGAUGUUGAAGAAAAAUCAGAAGAUAAACCAAACGAUCCUGUGGAAGAUGAUAAAAAACUAGACAAAAGUAGUCCAACAAGAAGUAGUGGAGUUGAUCCAUUAGAUGUAGAUCCAAAAGUCAACGAAAAGAAAAUUAAUGAUGAAGCAGCCAACGACUCAGCCAAUGACUCAGCUAAUGACUCAGCUAAGGAUAAUGAUAAAGAGAAACCAGUUGAGAAACCAGAAUCAAAUGUUAAUGAUCAAAAUGAUCAAAAAAACAAAUUGGACGAUAUGUAUCGUAAAAUGUCAAUCACAAGAGAACAACAGAAAUCAAGAGAAUUUGACGGUACAAAAGAAGGAUUCAAAAAUGACCUUGAGGAUGUUGAUGAAUCUAAUGAGAAAGAUAGUGUAGAUAGUAAGGGGGAUUAUGUCAUAGUAGACAAAAAAGAAGCUCCAAGUCAGGAUGAAGAGUCAACGAAAGAAGUUUCAAGUCAGGAUGAAGAGUCAAUCCAAAAACAACCAAAUGAGGAAGAUGUUGCUAAAAAUGAAACUAAAACCAAUGUUGUAAAGGAUCCGAAAAGUGAUGAAAAAGAGAAGACUUCUGCAAAAACAAUGGGUGGCAUAGUAAAUGAACCAAAAAAAUUGGAUGAAGACGAUGACACCACUACAUCGGAUAACAAAGCUAAACCCACAUCAUCAUCAACUGAGAAAUCUUUAAACAAACCACCAAAAGAAGAUGAAGUUGCUAAAGAUGAGUCAAAGAUUAAUAAUAUAACUGAUUUAAAAAAUGAUGAUAAAGAAAAAACGUCAGCAGAAAUUAUGGGAGGUAUCGUUAAUGAACCAAAGAAGUUGGAUCAACAAGAUAAUGAAUUAAAAGAAGAUAAAGAAGGUAAAGAAGAUAAAAAAGAUAAAAAAGAAGAUAGAAAAGAAGAUGAUGACAAUUCAAAAAAACCUAAUGAAAUUAAUCAAGCAAACUUAGAUGAGUUUGAUAAAACAAAUGCAAAUAUUAUGGGAGGGUUAGGAACUAAACCAAAAGAAUCAACUGAAUCAAAAGAAACAACCGAAUCACAAAAGUCAACGGCAAAAGCAAUAGGUGGAUUUGUAACAGAACCAGAAAAGUCAGAGACAACUAAAAAAAAUGAAGAACUUGCUAAAUCCAAAAAUUUAAAUAUUGAAGAUUUAAUGAUAAGACCACAGUCAGGAUCACAAUAUGUUAAUAAUGAAAAUAAUGAUGAUGAUUUAAAUGAUAAUAAUUCCACUGAAUCAAAAGCUAUUGGUGGAAUAGUUACAGAAUCUAAAAAAUUUAGUAUUGGUAGUGAUCCAAAUUUAAAGAAACCAAGUAUUGAUUUAACUCCGAAGAUUAAAAAUGAAGAUGGAACUGAUAAAUUUGCUGGUGGGAUGAUAAGUAAUAAUGUUGAAAAAAGUAGAGAUGAAGUUCCUAAAGAUGAAAGUACGAAAUUAAAUGAAAACAUAUUUAAUACCGAGUCAACUAAGAAAGAUAAUGAACAAAUUGAUGGAAAGGGUCAAACAUCAGUCUCUACUACCGACAUAGCUGAAAAGGAAGCAAAAGAUGAUGUAAAAGAUGAAGCAAAUGAUGAAGCAAAUGAUGAAUCAAAAGAUGAAGCAAAUGAUGAAUCAAAAGAUGAAUCAAAAGAUGAAGCAAAUGAUGAAUCAAAAGAUGAAGCAAACAAUAAGUCAAAAGAUGAACCAAUAAACACUUUAAAAGAAAAUCCAGAUACUAGUUUGAAAGAUGAUGCAAAAGACAAUUUAAAAGAACAGGUAGAACAAGACAAUAAGAUAAAGGGAGACAAUACAAACGAAGGUAAUGACGAUAAAGACAAUGAAAAUCAACAGGAUAUAGAAGAAGAUGAUAAUGAUGAAGAUAUUGAAGAUGAUACCACAACAUCAACGACAACGAGUAAUAAUUCAUCACCAAAGAAGAAUAAAAAUAAAAAAAAGAAUAAGAAGAAAAGCAAAAGUAAAAAAUAA
Lodderomyces jiufengensis is the source of this 4134-nucleotide messenger RNA. It is a transcript of the gene USO6, whose product is annotated as Uso6p. The transcript has a single exon. The coding region runs from base 1 to 4134 and encodes 1377 amino acids. NCBI's taxonomy places the organism in Eukaryota, Fungi, Ascomycota, Pichiomycetes, Serinales, Debaryomycetaceae. The record is from RefSeq and is a predicted model, not a curated record.